GUGUGUGCAUGUUCAGAUUCGAAAAUCGUCGGAUCGCCGUAUUCGCGAGCGGUAGAAGGGUCCAUCCAAUAGCCCAAUGCUAUUGACCUCUUUUUUGCUCCUGUUUCUUGACGAUAUAAAAGCCGCGAGGAAUGGAUUCCAUGCCUACCUCACUACCUCGGUCUUCAUUUCGAUUUCCUGAGUGGUCUACGGGUCAUCCAUCCGCUCGUUCCUUCUCUCUGCGGCCAUGUUCAUCGCGCCUACUGUCCUGGCUGCCGCCUCCGGGCUUGCCACAAAUCUUACCGUAGACUAUGUCGUUGUGGGUGGCGGUAUCGCUGGUUUGACCGUCGCCGGUAGACUCGCUACCGCCGACAGUAGCAUCCAAGUUGCUGUGCUCGAGGCGGGUAUCAACGCUGAAGACCAGCCUGCAGUAUAUAUCGAUGGUGAAUAUGGUUAUGCCAUUGGUACAGAUUUAGACUGGCAGUAUGCCACCGUCAAUCAGACCGGAUUGAACGGCAGGACUGCAAGCAUCUCAGCUGGGAAGGUUCUUGGCGGGUCUUCUACCAUCAAUGGUGAAGUGUGGACUCGUGGGCUGGCUGCUCAAUACGAUGCGUGGGGCAGUCUCAACAACGAUUCCUCCUGGACAUGGGACGCUCUUCUUCCCUACUCCAUGAAGACCGAGCGCACGACCGCUCCUACUGAGAACCAGACGGCAGCCGGAGGAGCUCUGUUGGAUGCCAGUGUGCAUGGCAUAGACGGUACUUUGGACAUUGGCUUCCCCAACACGUACUUCCCGGAGCCUUUGUUGUGGAGGGAGUCUGUUGCUAGCAUUGGUGUUGACAAGAUUGACGAUCUGGGUAGUGGCAACCCUGCCGGCGUCACGCUUUCCAUCAACACCAUCAACGCCGCCAACCAAACUCGCUGCGACGCGGCUUGCGCUUUCGUAGCCCCCCUUGCUAAUGCUUCCAACUUCCACGUCCUUACGUCCUCCCAAGGCACUCGCGUUCUCUUUUCCAACUCUACUUCCUCGAACGGCACCGCCACCGCUAUCGGAGUAGAAUACAUCUCCAACGGCACGACCUAUACUAUCUACGCGAACAAGGAGGUCAUUCUCGCUGCAGGAGGUAUCGGUUCACCAAAAGUUUUGGAGUUAUCCGGCGUUGGUAGUAAGGAUGUGUUGGAGCAAGCUGGCGUAGAGGUCGUCGUUGACCUUGAAGGUGUUGGUGAAAACUUGCAGGAUCACGUCCAUGGCUUUGUUGUGGCGUACACUAACAUGACCACCACCGUCAUGGAGGCAGGGUCCAACACGACCUUCGCUGCGGAGCAGCUUCAAGAGUAUUACGACAGCAAGACCGGUACUUAUGCCACCGCGCCCUGUAUGAUCGCUCUCCUCAAGCCCAGCGUCAUCUUCUCCAAUUCUUCAAACUCCACGUCCAGUGGCGAGAGUGACUUCCAGACUCUUCUCAGUGACGCCAGUUCAAACGCAUCAUCUUGGGCCAGCUACUACGCCAAUGGAAACGAAGGGGUAGCGAAGGGGAUUGAGAAACAGUACGAGAUACAGCUUGCUCUGUACGAGCAGGAUGAUCAACUUCCCAUUGAGAUUAACUACGAGCUUGGUUAUGGCGGUACCUCUACUUCCGUCCCCACCGCUGCCUACGACUCCGUUGCCGUCGUACUCGUCGCUCCCCUGUCUCGUGGCUCUACUCACAUCACCAGCAACAACGCCACCGUCGCCCCUUCGGUCGAUCCCAGGUAUUACUCUCACCCUGUUGACAUCGCAGUUCACGCCGCAGCGCACUUGACCGCGAGGAGGACGCUCACCGAAGGCCCCAUGGCGAGCGUUUAUGCUGGUGAAUAUCAGCCUGGAGAGGACGUUCAGAGCAAUGAGGAUAUUGCGGACUGGUUGAGAGAGAACGUGAGGAGUGACUGGCAUGUUGUUGGGACGGCUGCGAUGCUUCCCAGGGAAUUGGGCGGUGUAGUCGACACUGAUCUCAAGGUGUACGGUACCUCCAACCUCCGCGUCGUUGAUGCAUCCAUUAUCCCCCUCGAAGUUAGCUCGCAUUUGAUGACGGCUACCUACAUGGUCGCUGAGAAGGCUGCGGACAUCAUUCUUGCUGCUCGUCAGUAAGAAGUUAGAGGGACUUUUCUGUUUCAUAAACUCCUUUAGGUCUUUGAUUUACUACAAGAUACUCGGAGGACAUAUAGACUUGGUCCUUGAUAAACGCGAUUAGAUUGUUAGACGUACUGUUAUACCCCAUUAGAAACACCUAGAGCGUUAGACUGUAGUAGCAUGCCAUGUACUUGUCGUGUCGGCUGUUUUUAAGUCGAAAC
This is a messenger RNA of Stereum hirsutum FP-91666 SS1, 2310 nucleotides long. RefSeq names its product alcohol oxidase. The record is from RefSeq and is a predicted model, not a curated record. Lineage: Eukaryota; Fungi; Basidiomycota; Agaricomycetes; Russulales; Stereaceae. Bases 227 to 2107 code for a protein of 626 amino acids. Gene Ontology annotation, molecular function: flavin adenine dinucleotide binding; oxidoreductase activity, acting on CH-OH group of donors. The transcript is spliced from 12 exons.